Messenger RNA from Talaromyces atroroseus, 942 nucleotides. RefSeq lists its product as hypothetical. Gene Ontology annotation, molecular function: RNA binding. Bases 1 to 942 code for a protein of 313 amino acids. The transcript is spliced from 4 exons. Lineage: Eukaryota; Fungi; Ascomycota; Eurotiomycetes; Eurotiales; Trichocomaceae. The record is from RefSeq and is a predicted model, not a curated record.
AUGUCCGACGCAACGGAGCAGACUAGCGAACAACAACAACAACAACAACAACAGUGGACACCCACCAAGCAAGCGCCCCAAAAUGGUGUCCGCACUACCGGUCGAGCCUUCAACUCGCCAAACUGGCGGAUGAAGACUGAAAACAGCCCUAGCAGCGGCAGCCCUCGAUUUACAACCCAGUCCACCAAUAACUCCUCUCGCUCGCCCUUCAAUAGCAACAACAACAAGUCAUGGCAGCCAGUCUCCCAGGCAAUCACCGAAGGCCGACGGCUCGAACGCAUUGACAUCUCGGUCGAUCCCUUUACAGGUCGCAACCCGUCGUACUGCUUUGUCGAACUGGCCACAAAGGAGCAAGCAGACCGCGCCAUGGUAGAAUUGGAUGGCAAUGACUUCCAGGGACGCCCCGUUAGAAUAAAGCCUGGUGUUGCAAAGUCGUCGUCGUCUUCGUCUCAAGACCGUUCAACAUUGCGCUCUUCUCAAAACUCACCCUCUCGCUUCAAUGGUUCUCCCUCCGCCACCAAUGACCGUUGGCAACGAAGUGACGCCCCUUCUCCUCAGGCGAAAGCAUCCAGCAAUGAGAACAGUCGCCGUCUAUAUGUUGGAGGCCUCCCCAAGAUCGUGGAUCAGGAAGCCAUCGAUUCGGAUAUUCAAGCCUUCUUCAAGGGAUAUAAUGUCGAGGCCAUCACAAAGCUAAUUUCUCCCCAUCCGUCCAAACGCUUCGAGCCCGGUAACCACUAUUACCUAUUUGUCGAUUUCGCCAGCGUCGAAGAGGCAGCAGCAGCACAGGUCGCACUCGAUGGACAAGAAGGGCCCUGGGGAGGAAAAGUACGGCUUGGAAGAGCCCGCGGCGAGUCGUGGAAGCCUGAAGAGAGACAGAGGUGGGCUGCAUCCCGGAAAGAAGAAGUCUCUUCUGAGCCUGCUGCAGCCAUCUCUGCGGCUUAA